UAUUUUUACUUUUACCUUUUUUCCUAGACAGUAAUUGCGUGAAAUAAAACCAUGGAGUUUAUUUUUCUAGUUUUUACGCUGAUCUUACCAUGUUUCGCGUUGGAUCCUCUUGAUUUUCAAAUUGGCAACUUUACUUUGGAAGACAAUGACUACAGACUGACAGAAAUAGAAAACGACACCGACUAUAUUUGGGAUGUCGGCGAGGCAGCAGGAAGGAUCAUCGGUGGUACAAUUGCAACUCCAAACCAAUUUCCAUAUCAAGCUGGAAUUCUGCUAAGACUCCCCAAGAAACGGGCUUGGUGCGGUGGUUCAAUAAUUUCAGUGGAGUAUAUUUUGACGGCAGCACACUGCAUUGAUGACGCACUAUCUGCCACUGUCAUUCUUGGUGCUCAUAACCGAGAAAACGACAAUGAAGAAGGUCGCAUCAGCAUUGAAACGACACCAGAGGAUUUCAUUCUGCAUGAAUACUGGAGUCCAAAAAGAUUGGAAGCUGAUAUUGCCUUGAUACAUUUGAAGGAACGUAUCACCUUCAGUGAUCAAAUCCAGCCGAUUCUUCUUCCGUUCAGCGAAUAUGAAACUCAGUACUUUAAUAAUUCAUUAGCAACUGUUUCUGGGUGGGGCAAACACAAGUCCAACUGUGGAAAACUUCCACUUCAUCUGAGAUUCUACCAAUCCCGUAUCAUGCAUAAUUCAAAAUGUCGAAGAUACUAUCCACAAUAUGUUGGAUUAAAUCAUAUUUGUCUGGAGCCUAAAGAGAAGAGAAGAAGCUGCGAUGGCGAUUCUGGAGGCCCAUUGGUCGUUAAUAUUGAACAAGGACACCCAAUGCUUGUCGGAGUCACGUCCUUUGGAAAAUGUUGUGGAGGCAGCUAUCCAACAGUUUUCACACGAGUUACACAAUAUUUGAAUUGGAUUACACAAUAUACGUAUAGAGGGAGGGAUGGAAGCAUUCCCCUAUGAAUCUUAAGUUCGGUACUUAUUCUCGUAGUUUUUUUUUAAAUUUAAAGUGCAAACAAUAGAAAUUUGACUAAUAAACCUUAGGGACAUUUUUCGAAAAAUU
Molecule: messenger RNA, 1057 nt
Organism: Hermetia illucens (black soldier fly)
Lineage: Eukaryota; Metazoa; Arthropoda; Insecta; Diptera; Stratiomyidae
Product: chymotrypsin BII-like
Exons: 4
Coding region: 52-957 (301 amino acids)
Biological process (GO): proteolysis
Molecular function (GO): serine-type endopeptidase activity
Source: RefSeq, a predicted model, not a curated record